Messenger RNA from Microplitis demolitor, 3164 nucleotides. RefSeq names its product cullin-5 (gene Cul5). NCBI's taxonomy places the organism in Eukaryota, Metazoa, Arthropoda, Insecta, Hymenoptera, Braconidae. Gene Ontology annotation, biological process: SCF-dependent proteasomal ubiquitin-dependent protein catabolic process; protein ubiquitination. Gene Ontology annotation, molecular function: ubiquitin protein ligase binding. The transcript is spliced from 9 exons. Gene Ontology annotation, cellular component: Cul5-RING ubiquitin ligase complex; SCF ubiquitin ligase complex. The record is from RefSeq and is a predicted model, not a curated record. The coding region runs from base 212 to 2563 and encodes 783 amino acids.
UAAUAAUUCAAUAAUCAGUUUAUAAUAUCAUUGUUUACAUAAAAUUUAUCGCGUUUAUUAUUAAUUUGCAUUUAAAAAAACAACUUAUUUUAUUUUUAUCCAUUACCGAAUUAUAUUGUAAUUUUUAUUUUAAAAUUUAAAACAUAUAUUGAAACAACGAAAGUAUAAAUUUUUAAUCUUGCUUCAAUUAAGAUUUGGUUGAAUUUUUAUAAUGGAUACUAAAGGUCAGUUACCAUUUGAAGAAAAAUGGCCCUCAAUGCGGCCAAUAAUAUUAAAAUUACUGAAACAAGAGCCAGUAACUCAAGGAGAAUGGCAGGAUUUAUUUUAUUCAAUUUAUACAGUUUGUCUUUGGGACGAAAAAGGCCCGCACAAAUUACGAGAUGCUUUAAAAGAAGAUAUUAUGGAUUUUAUAAAACAAGCGCAACAACGAGUUCUAGCACAUCAGGAAGAACAAGCGUUACUAAAAGCCUACAUCCAGGAAUGGAGAAAAUUUUUUACCCAGUGUAAUUAUUUACCUACACCUUUCCGUCAAUUAGAAUCCUCAUUGGCUGGUAAAACUAGCAGUGGUUCUGGUGUACAGAAAAAAAAUCAAUCUGAAGAAAGUCUGGUCAGAAAAAUGAUGUUAGACAGUUGGAAUCAAAGUAUAUUCAAUGACAUAAAACAGAGACUACAAGACUCGGCGAUGAAACUAGUGAGAGCUGAAAGAAAUGGCGAGGCAUUCGAUUCUCAAUUAGUGAUAGGAGUACGUGAAUCGUACGUUAAUCUCUGCUCUAAUCCUAAUGACAAGCUGCAAAUUUAUCGCGAGAAUUUUGAAGCCGCGUACAUCGAAACUACUGAGUCGUUUUACUGGGUGAAAGCACCGGAACAGUUGCACGCACACGGGGUUGAACACUAUAUGCGUUAUGCUGAGGCUAAAUUACGUGAAGAAGAGUUACGGGCGCAAAAAUAUUUAGAACCUAAUAGCUCAAGUGUACAAUUGUUGACAGAUUGCUGUGUUAAAGUACUCGUAGCGACUUUUAAAGCUGCUAUUUUAGGAGAAUGUCCGCGUAUGAUUCGCACUCAUCAAACAGAAAAGUUACGUUUGAUGUUGAAAUUAAUGGACAGAGUACCAGAUGGGGUCGGACCAAUGUUAAAAGACCUGGAAGAUCAUAUUUCUAGUGCAGGACUCGCGGAUAUGAUGGCUGCUGUCGAUGUAAUAACUCAGGACUCUGAAAAAUAUGUCGAGAGAUUGUUGGAGCAGUUUCGUAAAUUUUCAAAACUAGUUAAAGAAGCGUUCGAUGACGACCCACGUUUUCUGACAGCUAGAGAUAAAGCUUACAAACUCGUUGUAAACGACGCGACGGUAUUUAGACUUGAAUUGCCAUCAAAACAACCACCGGGAGCAAGUAAUGUCGUAAACACUAAACCUAGUAGUAAUAACAACGGGCUUCCGGAGUCAAAGUGCCCAGAAUUGCUGGCUAAUUACUGUGAUAUGUUACUUAGAAAAACUCCACAUAGUAAGAAACUAACGUCUGAUGAAAUUGAAAGUAAAUUACGUGAUGUGUUACUAGUGUUGAAGUACGUCCAAAAUAAAGACGUUUUCAUGCGUUAUCACAAAGCGCAUCUAACGCGCAGACUAAUUCUUGACACAUCCGCGGACUCGGAGAAAGAAGAAAAUAUGGUCGAGUGGUUGCGCGAAGUUGGAAUGCCGGCAGAUUAUGUUAACAAAUUAGCGAGGAUGUUCCAGGAUAUUAAAGUGUCUCAAGAUCUCAAUCAACAGUUUAAAGAGCAGUGCCGCGCAGCGAUUGCUGACAGCAUAAAUAUUAAAAUAUUGAACGCCGGUGCCUGGGCGCGAGGUAGCGAACGGGUCACUGUUAGCUUGCCAUUACAAUUAGAAGAUUAUAUACCCGAGGUCGAAGAGUUUUAUAAGAAAAAACACAAUGGGAGAAAACUUCAGUGGUACCAUCACAUGUCCAAUGGCACUUUGACAUUUUCAAAUGAAGUUGGGCGCUUCGAUGUUGACGUAACGACAUUUCAAAUGGCCGUCCUUUUUGCCUGGAACCAACGUCCACGUGAUAAAGUAUCUUAUGAAAAUCUUCAAUUAGCAACAGAGUUACCUGAUCCAGAAUUAAGACGUACUUUAUGGUCACUUUGUGCUUUUCCUAAACUUAAGAGACAAUUAGUGUUAGUUGAUCCACCGGCUUGUAGUCCGAAAGAUUUUUCUCAUAAUUCAAUAUUUUGGGUCAAUCAGGAGUUCGCUAUUAUAAAAAAUGGAAAACUUCAAAAAAGAGGAAGAAUUAAUUUAAUUGGAAGGCUACAAUUAUCUACAGAACGUAGUAAAGAAGAAGAUAAUCAAUGUAUUGUUCAACUUAGGAUAUUACGAGUUCAGGAAGCGAUUAUUAAAAUAUUAAAGAUGAGGAAAAAAAUAACAAACGCGCAGUUGCAAACGGAAUUAGUUGACAUAUUAAAAAAUAUGUUUUUGCCGAGUAAAAAAAUGAUUAAAGAACAAAUCGAAUGGCUCAUCGAGCAUAAAUAUAUUAAGAGACACGACGACGAUAUCAAUACCUUUGUGUAUAUGACGUAAAACAAUACAAUUUUUUUUUAUUUCUGUAUCUAAUUAUAUAUAUUUUUAUAAUAUUCAUAAAACAAUAAAAAGUCACGGCUAAGCCCGACGAGUAAUAAAAAAACUAUAGCAAUGAUUAGGUAAUAAUUUAAACGAUUCGUCUGUUGAAUGUCUGUAAAAAUAAUUAAAGCUAAAUGUAAUUUGCUUUACUAUUUUUUUUUACUCUGAAUUGAUUUUUUUCUUUCACUGAUCGAAUGUCUGAUCAUAUCACGCUAGAUUGCUCGACAAACAAAUUUGAACGAUCAAAUACUUUGAUCUGAGACGCCAGUUUCAGUUAAAUCUUAAUAUCAAUGAGCCACUAAGUGGCUGUAAAAAAAUAAAUUGUUGUAAAAACUUAAGAAUUGAAGUAGAUUAAUAAAUUUUUUUUUUAAAUUAACAAAACUAAUGAAAAAAAAAUGUAAACUUUUGAUAAAUUUAAGGAAUUAAAUUUAUCACCUCAGUACUCAGGCCUUCCAGUGUCGUCAGUUUUUAAAUAUAAAAUAAAAUCGACGGCCUACAUUAUUUAUAAAAGUGUAACAAUUUUGGAUAAAUAAAUAAAUAAAACAAAUUGUCAACAUUAAAA